This is a messenger RNA of Python bivittatus (Burmese python), 5357 nucleotides long. Lineage: Eukaryota; Metazoa; Chordata; Lepidosauria; Squamata; Pythonidae. The record is from RefSeq and is a predicted model, not a curated record.
ACUGCAGUAGCAGACUGGGGUGGUUGCAGAGGCUCUAUGGGUGAUAGCAGUUGUUGGCUUUAAACUGAGAUACCCUGUUCUAAUAAUAUAUACUUGUAUGCUGCCCAACUCUCAACAACUCAGGGCAGCUUACAACAAUCAAACGAAAUUACAUUAUUAAACAAAUUAUAAUAAUUUCUAGAUACCUGGUGGCUGUACCUUUGUAAAUUAGUCGUUGUAGUGCCAAUGAAACAUUGCUUAGUUGAUAUAUUUUCUGACUUCUAGGUUCCAGUUAAGUAGCUGAAGAAAUACCUGGAAUUAUGGAUCAUGCCAGGAGAGCAAUAUUUAACGUGUUUGGAGGAGAGCCCCUCUCCUACACUCGCUUCAGUUUGGCUCGACAGCCAGAUGGUGACAGCAGCCACGUGGAAAUGAAACUGUCGGCUGAAGAAGAAGGAGGUGAAAAUGGAAUGAUAGAUCAUCUUCAGCCCCAGGAAGUCAGACCGCGAAAGAGUCGGCACCUCUGGUGUGUGUGUGCAGGGGCGGCCCUGCUUCUUCUAAUAGGAUUUUUGUUUGGCUACAUAAGUUUCCGUGCACGGAUGCAGCCAGUGGCGACGUGUAACAAUGGUGCUGGAUCAUCAAGCGAUGGGGCGUCCUAUUCAUCUUCAUCUGACUACACUGAAACAGAUGUACCAUCAGAGCCUGUGCUGUAUUGGGGUGACCUUAAAAGGAAAUUGAACGAGAAGCUAAGCAGUGCAACUUUCCAAGACACAAUCCGGAGAGUCUCCUCCAGCAGCCACGAGGCUGGCAGUACAGAGGAUGAAAUGCUGGCCGAUUAUAUUCACCAACAGUUUGACAGAUACAAGCUGGACAAGGUCUGGAGCGACGAGCACUAUGUCCGUCUCCAAGCCAAAGGCAGUUCUUCAAAUGUAGUUUCUUUGGACGACCCUGGAAAAACUGUUCUGGAGACGCCCAGUGCUUUUGUAGCCUAUGGUGAAAAUGCAGAGGUUUCGGGCAAACCGGUUUAUGCCAAUUAUGGCCGUAAAGAAGAUUUCAAAGUACUUCUAGAGCAGAGUAUCGGUAUGAAUGGCACGGUGAUCGUUGUGCGAGCUGGGCGUAUUUCUUUUGCUGAGAAGGUGGCCAAUGCCAAGGUGCAAGGUGCUGUAGGAGUGUUAAUCUAUCCAGAUCCUGUUGACUACAAGGACCUUGGAGAAAAUAUCGCCCAGUUUGGACACGUUCAUCUUGGUACUGGUGACCCUUAUACUCCUGGAUUCCCUUCUUUCAACCACACUCAGUUCCCCCCCGUUCAGUCUUCGGCCCUUCCACGCAUCCCUGUCCAGAGUAUUUCAAGCUCAGCUGCCCGAAAAUUAUCAAGUGUUAUGAAUGGGUCGGACUGUCCAUCAACCUGGCAAAACACAGUCUUUCGCAAGUGUGCUACAUCUCCAGCCGGAACCAGCGUGAGGCUCAAAGUCGACAACCUCCUUGUGGAGAAGAAAAUCCUGAACAUUUUUGGUGUGGUGAAAGGUUUUGUGGAACCAGAUCGGUAUAUCGUGAUUGGAGCUCAGCGCGAUGCCUGGGUAACUGGAACAGUGAAGUCCGGAGUUGGUACAGCCCUGUUACUGGAGCUGGCCUACGUCCUCUCUGAGAUGGUGAAAACCGAUGGCUACAAACCCCACCGGAGCAUCGUCUUUGCCAGUUGGAGCGCUGGAGAAUUCGGAGCUGUUGGUGCCACAGAAUGGUUAGAGGGCUACGCUGCCUCACUGCACUUGAAAGCGUUUGCUUAUAUCAACCUGGAUGGAGCCGUUUCAGGAUCAAAGGAAUUCCGGUUCUCUUCCAGCCCCAUGUUGAAAAAGCUCCUGGAAGAAGCAGUCACAGAUGUCAAGCUGCUGUCAUUCAGUCUUCGUACCACUUUGGCAAGCAAAGAAGUUCCAUUUCAGGUAGAUGACACGGCCAGGACAUUCACCGCGUAUUCGGGAAUCCCAGCCAUCUCCUUCAGCUUCAACAACGGUGGAAGCUCCUACCCCUACCCCUAUUUCGGCACAUCACAGGACAAUCUGAACAACCUGCUCCACGCCUUUGGCAAUUCUCUCAGCCAGCUGGAGAACGCGAUGCGCACGGCUGCUGAAGUAGCCGGCCGGAUGGCCCUCAGGUUGACGCACGACCGCGAACUGUACCUGGACUACAAGAGCUACGACAGUCGCGUGCACGGCUUUGUGAUGGGCCUGCUCCCUUACCAGAGGGACAUGCGGAAAAAGGGUUUGGACCUUCAGUGGCUGCUUGGGGCCCGUGGAGAUUUUACUCGUGCGACAGCCAGUCUGAGCCUAGAUGUUAAAAACACUGAUCUUAACGACAAGGAUGCUUCCCGUGUCCUGAAUGACCGGCUUAUGAAAGUGGAGUACCAGUUUCUCUCCCCAUAUGUCUCCCCAAAGGAUACUCCCUUCCGGCAUAUCUUCUUGGGCUCCGGCUCUCACACCGUCCAGGCAUUGCUAGAACACGUCAGUCUUCUGAAGAGUGAUCCAAGUGCUUUUGAUGAAGUCCUGUUCAGGAAUCAGCUUGCUCUGUUGACUUGGACCAUCCAGGGAGCUGCAAAUGCCCUCGCUGGUGACAUCUGGAACAUAGAUAACGAAUUCUGAAAAGGCUAAUCCCUAACUUGAAGUACAGCAACAGAUCCCCUCUUCCCCCGACCAGUAGCACAGAACACCUUCCCCUUAGCUUUUCAGCAGAUUUUUUAGAGGCCCAGAAUUAAAUGAGUAAUUCAAAGUGUCCUGGGACAGAUUUAGGUGCAGAUAGAUUUCCCUGUCAAAUGUGCUAUCCUCCCUUAGCAGUCCGUAGGGGUUCUGUUUUUUUAGUAAGUGAAUCCUUGCCUCCAACUGGACAGAGCGCCGAAGCAGCCCACAUUCUGACUGGCAUUAAGCUCCCGAGAGGCAAAAGGCAUAAAUUGGUAUUGCCUGACUGCAUGGGAAGGCAGAAGUGGAGUUCCGAUCUCCCACACAUUAAAAAAGCCUUUUCACCAACCCGAGUCCCUUCAGCCCUGGAACGUGGAACCUUCUGCCUUCUGUCCAGUUCCCCUGUGGCUGCUUACUCAGGAAGGCCGAGCCCCAGAAAUAUCGUGAACGGGACCAUGACAGGUCCAGUGGCACGACUUAGAAAUUAACAAUGGAAGCUCUUUCGGGCAGAGCCAUGUUGUUUUGUCCCCUUGCUCUGAGGCCUAUCAGGAAAUGUGGAGUCUCUCUGCCGGUCUCACUGGGAGGGUGAGUUCACCUGGACUUGGUACUGAGGUAUUUAUUAGUUAUUUAUUUAUCAGUGACAGUGUUCACUAUAAAUGCUAUUUGUGUUCUACCGAAUAUAAUUAUCGGAAGCAGUGACUUCCAUAAUUAUGACAGUUAUACUGUCGUUUUUGAUAUAAAUAUAAAAGCAGCAUCUGCUAACCAUGAUUACUGGAGUUUUUGCCCUCAAGCCUUGAAUGGCCUGCAGGAGCAGCAGUGAACACCUGGAAAAUGGUCUAGAAAGGGAAGGCGGAUUUCCCUCCGCUGGAGUGUAGAGUUCACCUUGGGGGUCUGCAAUCUUUGUCCCUCGGUAGUGCGCUGUGGGAGGAGGAAGAAGCCCUCUCAACCUGGCAUCCUCCAGAUGUGCUGGACUGAGCCCCAGGAUUUGAACAACUGUGUCAGCUGUAAAUUCUGGGAACUGGCAUGCCUGGAGGAUGCCUGUUUCAUGCCCACAGAGGCCCUUGUUGGCUCUGGUCCCUCCGAAGAAGAGUGGCUUAGCUUGACAGACUCUGUGGGAUCUUGUCCGGUUUCCCUAGAGAUCUGCCUUUCCAGAUCAAGAGAAACGGGAGAAGUUGCCAGCGACAGCAGCCCCACUGUGUGGGCUUCGAAUCAGCCCCUGCCUUUCCAGGCUAGAGCUAAAGUGAGGGAGGUCGCUGCAGGCUCAUAUUCAGCUGGGCUUGCAUCGAAAUGGCAGCUAUUGCAGAAAACCUCCAGUCCUGCAAAAGUAUCGUGAGAACUUGAGUCCCAUUAUCGGGGGCAGAGUCUCCCAUAAUGUAAAAGAACAAGGUAGCUUUUGCCUACCAGAGUGUUAUAUCGGAGGCAGUGACCUCCAUGUUGCACUAAGGGUGUCUAAUUAUCGGGGACAGUGUUUCCCAUAAUUUUAUCUAAAUGCUCGUCAUGCAAGGAUACCUGCAGAGCAUGAUCGUUAGUAUCUAACAUGAAUUAUUUGAACUGCUACAAUUGUCUUUCUGUCUCUGAUGUCCCUUUGCGCUGGCUGCAAGAACCUGUUGGGCGGCCCUUGCCGUAAGAUGAUAGCUGACCCUGGCUUCGCUGGGUUGACAUCCAGAGGUAAGCCAGGUUUGUAAAGAGGCUCUGCUCACCCAAUAAGCGGCAGACGUCCACAGCUCAGUUGCUCUCGCUUAGCCCCUCUUCACCCAAAGGAAGCAGAAUGGCCACGUCUCCUCCCUCGACCGGGAAUUCUGAUUUGUUCUCCAAACAACUCGAGUUAGGCAGAAGCGAUUCCAGAGGACGCUGAAAUCUCUUCUGGCUUUGCCACAAGUGCAGAAAGGGCGAUUGUGCGUUCCUGAGGACAUGGAGACCAGUGGGCUUUCUCUGAAUCUUAGUAAAUGCCCUUUUUUUCUUUCUGUUUUGAAAAGAUUCUGAUGACUUCAGGAAAUGGAGUGGGUGAAUGUAUGUGCAAGAAUUGCUUAUGAUUAGAGAAAUAUUCUGGGUAAGUCAGAAACAUGCCAGCAAGAACCCAGAAAGGCAAUUCAAGGCAGUUACAGGUGCCCUACUUUUUCCAUGUCUCUGGCCUAAACAUUCGGUCCAAAGAACUGUAGAAACCACUUCCUUUUAAAGUGCCCUUGAACUGAAAUUACUUACCCUGGCUUUCCACAAUGCAUAGCUGUUUUCUUCUGUUUGCAUGGAAGGCAAAGCUGUAGAGAUUUCCAGGUAUGGAUGCUUAAUAUGUUGGUGGAAUCUUGGUGAGCUGGAAAGAUCACAACGCCCAACUUCAGGCUCUCUCUUUGUAUCAGUAAUUCAGUUUAAAUCAAAUGCUGUUACAUUUCAGACCUGUUAUUUGAGUGGAAUGUGUUUUCUUAGUAAACCCCAUGCGAGGUUUUCUCCUCUGUAUUUCAUAAGGUACGUGAAUGGUGUGUCUGGUGUGUGUUGUUUCCAUAGCACUGCAUGCAUCCUGAGUGUGUAAAAAAUUAGAUGUAGUUGUGAAAUACAUGGGCUGCAUCCACAUCCAAAGCCACGUGUCUGUGAAGUGUCUCUGUUCAUCCUGAUGAGCUACAACUUCCUCUAGAAUUGGAGAUCACCAUCUUGAUGCAAUCACUGUUUGAAAACUGCAAAACCUGACUGUCCUUGAUUAAAAAAAAAAAAAAACACCCAAAA